Molecule: messenger RNA, 588 nt
Organism: Triticum turgidum subsp. durum (durum wheat)
Lineage: Eukaryota; Viridiplantae; Streptophyta; Magnoliopsida; Poales; Poaceae
Source: the annotation of a GenBank genome assembly
AUGGCCAAAAUCCAGCCCAUUUCUUCUUCUCCCUGCUCCACCUCUUUCUCCGGUGAACAGGAGGGCAGGCAGGCGUACACGGUGUGGAUGAAGUCGCUGCUGUUCAACGGCAAUGGUUGCGCGGUGUACGGCCCCGACGGCGUCGUCGCCUUCCGCGUCGACAACUACGGCUGCAGGGGCGGCCGCGAGGCCCUCCUCAUGGACCGUGAGGGGAACGCACUCAUCAGGAUCAGACGCAAGGGCUUCGGGACGUUCACGAGGUGGGAGGUCUGCCGGUGCGCGCAGGACGGCGGCGAGGAGGCGACGCCAUGGUUCACCGUGCGGCGGGCUGAGAAGGGCGGGGCGGCCGUCGCGAUGAACGGCGGUGCGGGGACGUGUUACAGGGUCGACGGAAGCUGCGCGCGCAAGCCGGCGUACAGAGUUCGCGGCGUGGAUGGCUCCGUUGUGGCGGAGGUGGUACGGAAGCAGACGGCGGCGGGGGUGGAGCUGGGGGAGGACGUGCUGACGCUGACGGUGGCGCCCGAGGCGGAUCACCUGCUCGUCUUGGGUUUGGUCGUCGUGCGUGGUCUCAUCAACCGCUCCUUGUGA